Molecule: messenger RNA, 3081 nt
Organism: Carassius gibelio (silver crucian carp)
Lineage: Eukaryota; Metazoa; Chordata; Actinopteri; Cypriniformes; Cyprinidae
Product: paired mesoderm homeobox protein 2A-like
Exons: 3
Coding region: 1225-2055 (276 amino acids)
Biological process (GO): regulation of transcription by RNA polymerase II
Molecular function (GO): DNA-binding transcription factor activity, RNA polymerase II-specific; RNA polymerase II transcription regulatory region sequence-specific DNA binding
Source: RefSeq, a predicted model, not a curated record
AGGCAUGCGUUUAUCGCCACGUCCCGGUACAGCCGUUAAUUUGCGCGGGUGAAGCGGCCGCUGACGGAUGGAGUCUGAAAGCGCUCACCCGAGAUCAGACAAAUGCGCCGUGACGCGCCGCUCCGGGAUAACCGCGUUACGGGCGCAGACUCCCGCUGCUUGCAGAGGUUUCCGGUUGAAGGCAAAUAUUACUGCAUAAUUUUGCAUUUGAUUUUAAUGUUAAUUGUUGUUUGAUUAAAUAUCAAAAAUGUAUAUAACGAAACAAACUGAUAAAGUAAAUAAAGUAAAAAAAAUAAAUAUAAAAGUGGCUAUAACAGCAUCGAUGAUAUGCGUCUAAUUAUUUUUAUUAUUAUUUUUCAGAUUUUUUUCAUGGGUUCGCCACAUUUAGGCUAACUCUCAGAUAAAAUAAUUUGUGCUGCGUAAUAGCGACUGACAGCAAGCAGAUGCGCGUGAUCGUGAGCAGCAGGUUUCCGUCCAGAGACGCGCGUCGUUUCUGAUGAAAACACGGCGAAUUAACAAACACAAUUAACGCGUUUAAAUCCACACUGAUUAACAUUUGAACUCGCGUUUAUUUUAUUUAAUUCAGCAUAUAAAGUCCACAUCUGGCCCUCCUGCUCAACUCGAAGGGAUUUCGUGGAAUAAAUAGGCCAUUCUUCCUGCAAUCAUAUUAAAGUUCAUCUCACACUUCCACUAGAGCCACAUUAAAGCUGAAACAAUCCCACAAUUCAUUUAGCAUGAGCUGCGCCCAUUUAGCUGCUCUUGAAAACGCGCCCAUUUUCGCCUUAAUAACAUUAGUCUUAAUAGCCAUUAAUAGUCAUUUAUUUAGAAUUAUAUUUGUGAACGCGCGAGUCUGAUCUUCCGCAUAACGGAAUAAAACACAAAGGAGCAAGUAUAAAGGAGUUGAGCGCUGAGGAAGCUGACCAGGAGGAGGAUGAUGGAAAGGGUUAACGCGGAGGUGCAUUAGAGAUGCAUGGAGGAGCAGAGGGGAGGAGGCGUUCAGAGCUGAGACAUUGUCAUGCAAACAGAGACCACCGCCUCGCCAUUGUCUCCCGGACUCCAACUUUAUUAUAAACACACCGCGAGCCGCCCGCCGCAGCAGAUCACUGGAGCACCGGCACCGAGAGACACGCGCUGGAUACCGCGAGAAAACCACGCGUUCCGCUGGAGUUUGACGCCGGUCCCGGACCCUUCGCGCACCCACCCGGGUCUCCGUCCGCGCUCCACAUGUACAAAAUGGAUUACUCGUAUCUGAACACGUAUGACUCGUGCAUGGCGGCGAUGGAGGCGUCGGCGUACGCGGACUUUAACUCGUGCAGUCAGGCCAACACGUUCCAGUACAACCCGAUCCGAACCGGCUUCAGCUCCAGUCCGGGAUGCGCUCCACUCGGAUCCGCCAGCUGCACCCUGGGCGCGCUGAGAGAGCACCAGCCCGCACCCUACAGCACAGUUCCGUACAAGUUCUUCUCGGACGCGUCCGGUCUGAACGAGAAGCGCAAGCAGCGGCGGAUCCGCACGACCUUCACGAGUUCUCAGCUGAAGGAGCUGGAGCGCGUGUUCGCGGAGACGCAUUACCCGGAUAUCUACACGCGUGAGGAGCUCGCGCUGAAGAUCGACCUGACCGAGGCGCGCGUGCAGGUUUGGUUCCAGAACCGACGUGCCAAAUUCCGGAAGCAAGAACGCGCUGCCAACUCCAAAGGAGCUAACGCUGCCGGCACCGGCGCCAAGAAGUCUGGUGAGAACCGCUCUUCCUCCGAGGAUGAGGAGUCUAAAGAGUCGACCUGCAGCCCGACGCCGGACAGCACGGCUAACAUGGGCAGCCCCGGGGUCAGCAGCCUCAGCCCCAGCCCGGUCUCCGGCUCCUCCAUCUCACCCUCCAUCCACCAGGGGCUCAAGAGCUCGCCCUGGCCCAGCAUCGGCUCCCCUGGACCGGCCCUCCAGACCCAGGAGCUGCUGAAGGCCUGGCAGCCGGCGGACAGUAUGGCGUCUGGAGCCUUCGCCGGCGUUCUGUCCUCGUUCCACCGGAAACCCAACACAAUCAAGACCAACCUGUUCUAGAGACUCCGGGUCCUGCGUCUCUGUCGCUCAUCCACUGCUAGAUCCAUCUGUCCACUGAUUUGUGUAGAGCUGGACUCCUGAUGGUUCAUUUAUUGUCAUGUUAUAUAUGUGUGUGUGUGUGUGUGUGUGUGUGUGAGAUCAUUCAGGUCCGUUCCUCUUAUUUUCCUCUGAAUGCUGAAGAGACGCCUCAUAGAUCGACAUCAACAUCCCUCGAGUCGUCAGUAAAUGAGUUCUUCGUUUCCUCUCCAGAAACGUUUGGAGCUUCAGAACGAGAGAAAUGUUGAGUUCUCCAUGAAGAGACGACAGUGACCAGAUGUCCAGGACAGAUUCUGGGUUUAAGGAUCCGGUUCUAAACGACCAAUAUAAUAUUCUAGAUUGUCCGGAUUUAGGUUUCCAGAACUCAACAUCCAAGAGUUUUUAAAAGUGAGUUUCUGGGUGAAUUUAAAGGUUCGGGAUCAGAAUGAUGUUGAACUUGGGUCUUAUUGAUGAAUUCUCAUGCGGUUCUUCUCUGAAGCUCUUUGAAGAUAGAUUUUGUGUGUGUGUGUGUGUGUGAGAGAGAGAGAGAGAGAGAGAGAGAGUGUUUGUGUGUGUGAGCAAGUGUGUGUGUUUUUGUGUUGUGUGUGUGUGUGUGAGCGAGAGUGUGUGUGUAAGAGAUAGAGAGUGUGUUUGUGUGCGAGUGUGUGUGUGCAUGUUUCUGUGUGUUUGUGUUGUGUGUGUGUGUGAGUGAGAGUGUGUGUGUUCGUGUUUGUGUGUUUUUGUGUUGUGUGUGUGAGCGAGAGUGUGUUUGUGUGCGAGUGUGUGUGUGCAUGUUUCUGUGUGUUUGUGUUGUGUGUGUGUGUGAGUGAGAGUGUGUGUGUUCGUGUUUGUGUGUUUUUGUGUUGUGUGUGUGAGCGAGAGCGAGAGUGUGUGUGUAAGAGAUAGAGAGUGUGUGUUUGUGUGCGAGUGUGUGCAUGUUUCUGUGUGUUUGUGUUGUGUGUGUGUGUGAGUGAGAGUGUGUGUGUUCAUGUUUGUGUUGUGUUGUGUGUG